Messenger RNA from Talaromyces atroroseus, 1824 nucleotides. RefSeq lists its product as hypothetical. NCBI's taxonomy places the organism in Eukaryota, Fungi, Ascomycota, Eurotiomycetes, Eurotiales, Trichocomaceae. The record is from RefSeq and is a predicted model, not a curated record. The coding region runs from base 1 to 1824 and encodes 607 amino acids. The transcript has 3 exons. Gene Ontology annotation, biological process: fatty acid metabolic process. Gene Ontology annotation, molecular function: NAD+ binding; oxidoreductase activity, acting on the CH-OH group of donors, NAD or NADP as acceptor.
AUGUCGGACUUGUGGCAGCCACCAAAGGAUUACCGAUCACGCCCUGUUGUUAUUCUAGGAGCAGGUGUUCUUGGACGUCGUAUUGCAUGCAUCUGGGCAUCAGCAGGAUAUAACGUCCGUGUUCGAGAUCCGAGCCCUGAACAACGUGCAGCGUGCGUCACUUACGUGCAGGAAAAUGUGGCCUUGUACGCAGCAAAUAUUACUGACAAGGUCAAUAUCACUUAUGGCGGAAUCGAAACUUUUGAGGAUUUGAAGGAAGCCCUCGGGGAUGCCUGGCUUGUUGUCGAGGCUGUUCCCGAGAAGAUCCAGCUGAAAAUCGACACUUUCCAGCUAUUAGACCACCUUGCGCCUGCAGACUGUAUCCUAGCUUCCAAUUCUUCAUCUUUCAGGUCAUCUGAAAUGUUGCUUAAGGUGACCGAAGCUACCAAGGCCCGCCUUCUGAACUUGCACUACUACAUGCCACCUCAGGUUAUGGUGGUUGAACUGAUGACCUGCGGAUUCACCGAAAAGGCCAUCUUCCAAUUCAUGGUUGAUCGUUCAAGGGAGGCUGGCACGGUUCCAUAUGUUGCUCGGAAGGAGUCUACUGGCUUUAUCUUCAACCGCCUGUGGGCAGCAGUAAAGCGAGAGGUUUUGACUAUACUCUCUGAAAAGGUUUCAGUUCCUGAAGAGAUUGAUUCGAUAUGGUCCGAGAUGUUCAUCAAAGGACGUUUUCAACCUUGCAGAGGCAUGGACAGUGUUGGCCUUGACACUGUUGCUUUCAUCGAGAAUCACUACAUCGCUGAGCGUAGUCUGUCUCCCGAAAAAACGGUCAACUUUCUGCAAAAUAAUUACCUGGACCAAGGCAGACUGGGCUCUAAGAGUAGCAAGGGUGGUCUUUACCCUCCUCCUGAAGCCACCAACCCAGAGUCCAAGAUGUAUGUCCUAGACAUUGGUCUGUCGGCGAAAACGCCAAACUUAACCGCAGGCGAAAUUCUCCAAGUCUCGUCUAAUGGGAGCGUGGAGAAGAUAAUUACCGCUGGGCAGGCUUACCCCGAUGGGAUUACCGUGGACACUGUCGGCAAGCGCAUUUUCUGGACAACCAUGGGUGUUCCCGGCAAACCGGAUGGCGCUGUGUAUACUUCUAAUUUAGAUGGCACAGAAAUCCAGACUGUUGUUGCCCCAGGUGUUCUCAAUACUCCCAAGCAAAUUGCAAUGGACAGCGAAGCCAAGAAGCUCUAUGUCUCUGACCGUGAGGGCCUUCGUGUUGCUCGAUUCAAUCUCGACGGCUCCGACUUCGAAGUGUUGAUUCGAAAUGGCGAUUGGGCAACAGCCGAGGAUAGCCAGGAUCUCACGAAAUGGUGUGUUGGCGUGGCUGUCGUCCCGAGCCUUGGAAAGUUCUUUUGGACACAGAAAGGCCCCUCCAAGGGAGGUAAGGGUGCGAUCUAUUGCGCAAACAUCACUACUCCGGAGAAUCAGUCGGUCGCUGAACGGAACGAUAUUCAAUGUAUCCGGAAUAACCUACCGGAGCCUAUUGACUUGGAUUUUGAUGAAAAGUCUAGUAGCCUGUACUGGACCGACCGCGGUGAGCUUCCAUACGGAAACUCAUUGAACAGGAUUCGUCUUGACGCAGCUGGUGUUGCCAUUCCAAGCGCGUCCCCUCGGGGAUACGAAAUUCUCUGCAGGAAUUUGAAUGAGGCCAUUGGCCUAACGCUGGAUCUGCGAAACAACACUAUCUACCUGACAGAUCUAGGGGGUAACAUCUACAAAUGCGAUUCUGAUGGAAAGAAUAGGGUGAAAUUGUAUAGCAACGAGAACAGGGCAUUUACUGGAAUCGCUUUUGCUUAA